This is a messenger RNA of Fragaria vesca subsp. vesca, 1548 nucleotides long. RefSeq names its product cytochrome P450 716B1-like. The record is from RefSeq and is a predicted model, not a curated record. The transcript is spliced from 3 exons. Gene Ontology annotation, biological process: sterol metabolic process. Gene Ontology annotation, molecular function: monooxygenase activity; oxidoreductase activity, acting on paired donors, with incorporation or reduction of molecular oxygen; heme binding. Bases 1 to 1548 code for a protein of 515 amino acids. Lineage: Eukaryota; Viridiplantae; Streptophyta; Magnoliopsida; Rosales; Rosaceae.
AUGGAAUUGGAGUGGUUAAUCCUUGUUGUGAUCGUCUUUGUUUCUCUAUACUACCUCUUUAGGUUGUUGAACUUCAAUCUUAUCCCCAGGGUUAACAAAAGUGAACAACUAGGGUUUCAGCUACCACCAGGAAGCACCGGUUGGCCGAUCAUCGGCGAAACCUUAGAGUAUCUAAGCACAGCCAAACAGGGUGUUCCUGAAAAGUUCAUAGCAGACAGGAGAAACAAGCACUCGUCAUCAGUACCAUGCAAGGUUUUCAAGACCUCUUUGCUACAGGAAUCUAUGGCCGUGCUGUGCACUGCUGCGGGGAACAAGUUUCUGUUUUCGAACGAGAACAAACUCGUCAAGUCUUGGUGGCCUGCAAACUUUGAGAAGAUCUUUGCCAACUCUGAGAAAACAGACACCACGCAGGAGUCGAUUCGGUUGCGCAAAGUCUUGUCUCCAUUUCUCAAGCCUGAUGCUCUCCACAGGUAUAUAGGGGCCAUGGACGAGGUCACCAAACAACAUCUGAACAUGUAUUGGUCAUGUUCAUCCUCGGUUGAUUAUGUAAAAGAAGAGGAUGAGAGUGUGAUCAUCAAAGUCCAUCCAUUAGCAAAGAAGUACACCUUCACUUUAGCAUGUAAACUCUUCCUGAACAUUGAGGAUCCAAAGCUAGUUGCCAAACUAGAGGAGCUGAUUCGGCAUAUAUCUUCGGGCUUCAUUUCGCUGCCGAUAAAUUUUCCAGGCACAAAAUUCAACCGAGCCAUUAGAGCAUCCAAGCAAAUCAAGAAGGAAAUCGAGGAGAUGGUUAAGCAGAGGAGGAUAGAUCUCCAUCCUCAUCUUUCGGACACUAGUAAUAGUAAUCAUCAUCAUCAUUAUCAUGAUCAAGAUCUGUUGUCUAGGUUGCUCGUGGAGACAUAUAGCGAUGGGAAAGAGCUGAUGACGGAAUCAGACAUUGCCAACAAAUUGUAUGGUCUAAUCGUCGGAGCUUACGACAAUAUAAGCACCACCUUGGUGUCCAUUAUCAUGUUCCUAUCGAAGCUCCCUCAUGUUUAUGAUGCCGUCCUUAAAGAGCAAAUGGAGAUUGCAGAAUCAAAAGCCGAAGGGGAGUUGCUGAACUGGGAGGAGUUGCAGAAGAUGAAAUAUUCAUGGAGCGUGGCGUGUGAGGCCUUGAGAUUGUUGCCACCAAUUCUGGGAACUUUCAGAGAGGCCAUUACAGAUUUUUCUUACGAAGGAUACAUAAUUCCAAAAGGAAUGAAGUUACACUGGAAUACGUAUGCGACACAUAAAAAUCCGGAAUACUUCCCGGAACCUGAGAAGUUCGACCCGUCAAGGUUCCAAAGACAAGGACCAGCUCCUUAUUCAUAUGUUCCUUUUGGAGGAGGACCUCGAAUGUGUCCAGGAAAGGAAUAUGCUCGAUUCAAGAUAUUGGUUUUCAUGCAUAAUGUUGUCACUAGAUUUAAAUGGGAGAUGGUUUUUCCAGACGAGAAGAUGAUUAUGGACCCUGUUCUUGUUCCCACCAAAGGACUUACUAUUCGUCUUUUUCCUCAUCCCUCAUUAUCCCCAUGA